Messenger RNA from Lachnellula hyalina, 750 nucleotides. RefSeq lists its product as uncharacterized. Lineage: Eukaryota; Fungi; Ascomycota; Leotiomycetes; Helotiales; Lachnaceae. The transcript has 2 exons. The record is from RefSeq and is a predicted model, not a curated record. The coding region runs from base 1 to 750 and encodes 249 amino acids.
AUGAACCACGCUAAGAUUGUACAGAAUUUCUCAAUUUCUAUCCACGCCAGCCACGAUAAGAAAAUAAAACCCCCCCUCUCUCUACAGUACGAACAUCCACCACGACGUUGGCGCGGGACAGGCCACUCUCUUCACCCCACAAACGACAAAACAGGUCUCUCACGACCUCUCCUCGUAUCCCGCAAAGAUAAUGUCCUUGGCGUCGGAAAGAAACAGCACAAUACCAGCGAUAUGUGGUGGCUGAACGCCUUUGACAAUUCGUUGAAGGGACUUGAUACUUCGAAACAGGGUACGGUUGUGCAGACGGUUACGAGUGGCGGAUUGGAUAUGGUUGCGAAGGGUGGUGGGAGGUUUGUUGGGAAGAAGGGAUUGUAUUCGAGUUUUGUGAGGGGUGAGUGUUUGACUGGAACGCUUGGGAAGGAGAGUACGCCGGAGAGUAGUGGGACGAGCACGCCGGAUAUUCAGGUUGGGGAUAAGGAGAGGGCAAGGAAGCGGAGGAAAAAUGAUGGGUUGGAGACGAAAGGAGAGAGGAGAGAGAGAAAAGCUGCGAAGCGUGCUGCGAGGGCAAAGGAGUCAAUACCGGCAAUUGUUAAGGUUGAGGAGAUUAAGGAAGAUAUUGUAAAUGGGGUCGAGACGAAAGAGGAGCGACGGGAACGAAGACGACUGAAGAAGCUCACAAAAGAGGCAGCUCGGAACUCAGUUGAAGUAUCUUCCGAGAAAGCAAAGAAGAAGAAGAGAAGGAAAGACUGA